AUGUGCUCCCCACUCUCCCUCAACUCUACCAUAACUCAACAAAAACUAGCGACCCCAUUCUCGCUUGGAGCUUUAUUCAAAACUCUAGCCAUUUCAAGCUUAAUUCUGAUAUUGUUUUACAUCUUGUUCUUUGAUAAAUCAAUUAAUUAUCAACCUUCCAAUCUCCUGGAAACCUUCAAACAAACCUUCCCAGCUGCGACGACAUGUCCCGUCAGUCACCCUCCUACCAAUUUUAGCCACAUUGUGAUCGGAAUAGUUGGCUCCAUGAAGACGUGGAAGCAGAAAAAAACAUACAUUGAGGCAUGGUGGCAACCAAAUGUCACCCGCGGAUACCUCUUUUUGGAUAGAGCUCCUACCAAACAGUUUCUCCCUUGGCCUUCAUCUUUUCCUCCUUUUCGAGUCAAUGAGGACAUCACUGGAUUAAAAGUGUACCCGAAGAUUGUGAGUCCGGUCCAAGUACGAAUAUUGCGUACAGUUUUGGAGACGUUUAGAGAGGGUGACAAGGAUGUAAGAUGGUAUGUAAUGGCAGAUGAUGAUACCAUUCUUCUUGUUGAUAAUUUGGUUGAUGUUCUAGCAAAGUAUGACCAUACUAAGUACCAUUACAUCGGAACAAGUUCGGAGUGUAUUAAGUCUAAUUUCGAUUUUUCGUUUGAUAUGGCAUUUGGUGGUGCUGGUUAUGCCUUGAGUUACCCACUAGUGGCAGCAUUGUCAACAAAGUUGGAUCAAUGUAUUGAGAGAUAUCCUUACUUGAGGGUUAGUGAUUUUAUGUUGCAUGAAUGUUUAACCGAUUUAGGAGUUUCUCUGACUCAAGAAAAGGGGUUUCACCAGAUUGAUCUCCAUGGUGACAUAUCAGGUCUUCUAUCAAGUCAUCCACAGUCUCCAUUCCUCUCCCUCCACCACCUUGACGCCGUUGACCCAAUCUUCCCCUCCAUGAACCGUUCCGAGUCCGUUAACCACCUCAUGAAGGCAGCAAGAGUUGACCGGUCUCGUCUUCUUCAACAAACCAUAUGUUACCACAGACCAAGUAACUGGUCUUUCUCAAUUUCAUGGGGCUACUCUGCUCACAUAUACGAAAAUGUUAUCCCUCGGAGUACUUUACAGAGACCCCUCGAGACAUUCAGGCCUUAUAAGAAGAAUGUGAGACCACCAUUCUUCAUGUUCAACACGCGAUGGCCCUCAAACGAUCCAUGUAAAGCUCCUCAUGUGUUUUAUUUUGAUUCUAUUGAUCAGCGUGUUGAAGGAAACAAGACUGUUACCACUUAUUCAAGAGUAGCGCCGCGUGGUUUGCUGCCUUGUUCAUCAAGUGGUAACCACUCUGCGGAUUUCAUCACCAAAAUCAAAGUCUAUUCAUCUCCAGAAAUACGCUUGGAGGUGAGAGGGAAAAACUGCUGUGACAUAGCACAUGCAGCUGAUAUUAACACUACUCAAGUCAUAUACAGGUCUUGCAUGGAGAGUGAAAUUAUCGCCUAGUUUUGCAAGUCAUAUGCUAUAGGCCCAUUCUCAACUUCUCCUGCUGAAGAUUUACCAAUUGGAGACUAUUA
Messenger RNA from Rosa rugosa (rugosa rose), 1541 nucleotides. RefSeq lists its product as uncharacterized. Lineage: Eukaryota; Viridiplantae; Streptophyta; Magnoliopsida; Rosales; Rosaceae. Gene Ontology annotation, molecular function: acetylglucosaminyltransferase activity. The record is from RefSeq and is a predicted model, not a curated record. The transcript is spliced from 2 exons. The coding region runs from base 1 to 1470 and encodes 489 amino acids.